AUGGGGGUAGUGGUUGGUGGGGUGAGGGAUGUGGGUGAUUGGGGGUUGGGUUGUGGUGGUGGUGGUGUGGGUGGGGGGUGUGUGGGGUGUGGGUGUGGUGUGUGUGUGGGUUGGGGUUGUGUGUGGGUGUGUGGGUGGAUGGUGUGGGGUGGUUGGUGUGUUGGUGGUGUUGUGGGUUGUGGGUUGGGUGGUGGGUGUGUGUGGGUGUGUGGGGGUGUGGUGUGUGGUGUUGUGGUGUUGUUGUUGUUGUGGUGUGUGGUGUGUGUGUGUUGUGUGGUUGUGGGUGUGGGUGUUGUGUUGUGUGUUGUGUUUGUGAGUGUGUGGUGUGAGAGGAGAGAGAGGAGAGAGACGAGAGAGGAGAGAGAGGCGAGAGAAGGGAGAGAGAGGAGAGGACAGUUUAAUGAUGUGGCACAGACUCAUGUAGACUGA
Molecule: messenger RNA, 429 nt
Organism: Knipowitschia caucasica
Lineage: Eukaryota; Metazoa; Chordata; Actinopteri; Gobiiformes; Gobiidae
Source: the annotation of a GenBank genome assembly